This is a messenger RNA of Dracunculus medinensis (Guinea worm), 1920 nucleotides long. The record is from the annotation of a GenBank genome assembly. Lineage: Eukaryota; Metazoa; Nematoda; Chromadorea; Rhabditida; Dracunculidae.
AUGCUUAGUUAUGACGUAUGGGCAAACAUCUUUCUCGAGCCUAUAACUCUAAGUUUAAAUAAGAGUGAAUGUGUUUUUAAAGACGAGAAAAAUUUUAGGAAUAUAAUUCAUCGUGGAAUGGAUCGAAUUAGGCGUUCGUUUCGUGAAUCAUUUCGUUGGAAAACAACAAGGGAUCAACUUGGACGAGAUUUGCCUCGAGAACAGUCGCCAGCAAAUAGUGCGCAGCCUAGUGGUUCUGGUGCACCUGGUAUGAAUGCAGAUGAUAAAGCAGAAUUAUGGCAACCUGAUGAAGCAGCAGUUCGCAGUGGUACUUGCAGUUUUAAUGUCAAGUACCUUGGAUGUAUAGAAGUUUUUGAAUCACGUGGAAUGCAAGUUUGCGAAGGAGCCUUGAAGUUACUGCGCAAUCAAAGGCGAAAACCAGUCAAGUCUAUUUUGUACGUAUCUGGUGAUGGAUUACGGGUAGUUGAUCAAGAAAAUAAUCGAGGUCUCAUUGUUGACCAAACUAUUGAAAAAGUAAGAGUAUUGGUUUCAUUUUGUGCACCUGAUAGGAAUCAUGAGAAAGGUUUUGCAUAUAUAUGUCGUGAUGGUACUUCUAGGAGAUGGAUGUGCCAUGGAUUUCUUGCUAUUAAAGAGACGGGCGAACGGCUCAGUCAUGCUGUAGGCUGCGCAUUUGCAGUUUGUUUGGAAAGAAAAAAAAAGCGUGACGCUGAAGCUAUUUCUGCAGUACAUGCUGCUGCUGGUUUACAACCCAUCGAUACAGCAUUGCGCAAUAGGCAGAAUAUUUUUGAGGGGCAGAAAAAAUUUAGUGGUGCAAAUUCAACAUAUCUUACUAAAGGUCAAAAUUCAGCUUAUGGAUCAUUUCGGCGGCAACUAUCCAUCACUGAACGACUUCAAGAUCCUCAGUCUGCGAUAGUUCAAGAACCACCUUCAAGGGUUGCAGAGCAUAAUGAUCUUAGAAUAAGUGCCAAACCACGGCCACUGGCCAAUCCGUUACUGUUUGAGAGACAUGGUUCACUGAGAGCACCUGAUUCUUCUACCGCAGCAGCUACUGCAUUUAGACGACAGUUUUCCUUGCGAUCUUAUUCAGAUUCUCCUUCCAAAUCAUAUCGAACGGCUUGUUGUUUUAAUCAAAGUGACGCGAUUGCUGAAGGAGAAGAGGAAACUUCGUCACAAAAUUUAGGCGAUAUGUCAAAUAAAGUUGAGUCCUUGACACUGAUUUCAAAGAUAAACGAUGAAAGCUUAGAUAAUAUAGCAAAUGAAAAAUAUUCUGGUCGCUCUAAAGCCGAUGAAUGGCUCGAACAGACCUUUAGAUCUUCGUUGUCAGUGAAUUCCCCUUUAAAAAAUUUUGCGGAAACACCUAGGACUGAUUUCUGCAGAGCUGGACCACCACCAAGCCAACCGCCACCACCUCUUCCACCUGCAUAUGUUCUUGCCACUUCUAGGCCUCAACGUCAAGAACUUCUUCCUGUUGUUGAAUCAGUUAAAUUUAGUUCGGAUUAUUCAAAAUAUGAAUUGCCACCUAUUACGGAAGCGUUCAGUUCUGUUACUGAGGUAAAUGUGCAGUCACCAGCUGUGCAAGCAAUGGAUGUUUUUGGUCAACCAAUAUUCAAUCCAGUGAGUCAGUUCUCAUCCGCAAACUCAUGUAAUUCAAGAAUGUUUAACGGAAAAAACUGCACGAUAAGCGGUUGCAGUAGUAGUGGUUCAACACUAGAAAAUUCAUUUUCAAACUGUAGUCAUGUGAAUAUUGAAACUUCUUGUAUCAAGCAGACAGGUUCAGUAUCAAGUUCCAACCAAGAGGGCUACGAUCCAUUUAACGUUAAGUGGUCACAGAUGGCAAUCGCCAGUUCAAUUUCGUUCAAUCAGACUUCAGUCAAGUCAACGAACCCAUUCCACUGCGAACUGAAUACGCUGAAAACAUGA